AUGUGUUCUGAGGUGGGAGAGGACGGUGAAGCGGUCCUUCUCACCGGGAGAGGAGAAGCGGGAGCAGGAGCCCCACCUACAAAGGAGGGGGGGGGCGGAGGGGGAGAGGAGGCGUGCCUCGGGGAGGGAACCGCAGGCGCUGGAGGCGCUGGGGGGGCAGGGGGAGGAGGAGCGGAGGGGGUCGAGGGACCACAUGCAGGCGACGUAGGGGUCGCCUCUGAUGGAGAUGGCGAUCUGGCGUGGGCGGACGCCUCUGAUAACGAAAGACUGUCCCUCGGGAGUGGGGAGGACGAGAGCCUUGGCGGUGGGGAAGGCGCGACUGGCGAUUUUGAUGAGGGAGAGAAUCUUGCCUGGUAG
Pneumocystis jirovecii RU7 is the source of this 357-nucleotide messenger RNA. RefSeq lists its product as uncharacterized. The transcript is spliced from 3 exons. Lineage: Eukaryota; Fungi; Ascomycota; Pneumocystomycetes; Pneumocystales; Pneumocystaceae. The record is from RefSeq and is a predicted model, not a curated record. Bases 1 to 357 code for a protein of 118 amino acids.